CCGCAUCCGCCCCGACGCCGUCGUCACACCCCUCCGGCCCCUACCCCGCGGUGCAUAGUCAUCGCUCGUCCGGAAUACCUGCCAUUGGACAUCUACGACCUCGCCAGCGGUUAUCGCAAGCCCUCGCAACGACCGUCACAAUGUCCACGUCCGUCGGUGUCAACGUCCUCCGGUGGUCCGCCCUCGGAUUCGGUGUCUUCUACGGUGCCUACCACCAGCUUUCGCUAUCGGCAGCCGAUAGGGCAAAGGCCGCACAAAAGGAGUGGGAGCACAAGCAGGCGUUGAUCAGGCAAGCAAAGGAGCAAUGGGCACGAGACCACCCCUCAGAACAGCCAAAGUCAUCAGGAGCAAGCGUCGACCCGAAAGACCCCAACGCCGAUCUUCACGCACUCCUUGGCAUAACCGACAAAUAAGCGCAUUGGGAGAGGUCAUGUUUUCAUACGUUAGCAUGGACAUAAUGCGGCCGUCCCUUCGCCAAGCCGAGAGGCAGAUUGGUGGAAGGGCAAAAUACUAGUCAAGAGUGGUACGACAUCUACGAGAUAGCAAUCUCGCUGUACUCUGUACCUUUUUGUACAACAUAGACGUCGGGUUGAUCACGUUUUCAAUAUACAUGCUUCAGAGUUCAACGGUAGCAUAGACUUACUUUUUUUUGGUCUUGACGCUGUGCUAUCAAAGCCGCCAUU
Messenger RNA from Exserohilum turcica Et28A, 683 nucleotides. RefSeq lists its product as uncharacterized. Gene Ontology annotation, molecular function: proton transmembrane transporter activity. The coding region runs from base 141 to 413 and encodes 90 amino acids. NCBI's taxonomy places the organism in Eukaryota, Fungi, Ascomycota, Dothideomycetes, Pleosporales, Pleosporaceae. The transcript has 3 exons. The record is from RefSeq and is a predicted model, not a curated record. Gene Ontology annotation, biological process: proton motive force-driven ATP synthesis.